This is a messenger RNA of Zingiber officinale, 817 nucleotides long. Its product is annotated as non-specific lipid transfer protein GPI-anchored 5-like. The transcript has 2 exons. Gene Ontology annotation, biological process: lipid transport. NCBI's taxonomy places the organism in Eukaryota, Viridiplantae, Streptophyta, Magnoliopsida, Zingiberales, Zingiberaceae. The coding region runs from base 151 to 627 and encodes 158 amino acids. The record is from RefSeq and is a predicted model, not a curated record. Gene Ontology annotation, molecular function: lipid binding.
CGUCUGACGACUUCUCCUCGAAUAAUCUACAAAUUUGUCAACAAAGUACAGGAGAAAAGGAUCAUGAGAUUUCGUCAAUGAGAAGGUAAAGGUAGUUUCCCCGUGUAUAAAGUUACACCCUGCCUUCUCUCUGCUUCAGGAACGUCAGAAAUGGUAGCGAACAUGCAAGCAAUCCUUCUUGUCGCAGCGAUGGCGGUGGUGGUGCUCUCGCCAGCCGGCAUGAGGGCGCAGCUCAGUUCCUGCACGCCGGUCGUCUUGAGGUUGUCUCCCUGCCUUGACUACAUCACCGGCAACGUCUCCACCCCAUCAAGCCAAUGCUGCUCGCUGUUCUCGUCGGCAGUGCAGUCCGACCCGCAGUGCAUCUGCGCCCUCAUCACCUCCGGAAUCGCGGCCGCCCCCUCGUUCGGGAUCACCGUGAACCAGACGCAGGCGUUUGGCCUCCCCGCCGCCUGCAGCGUCCAGUUUCCUCUGAGCCAGUGCAACUCUAAUGCUCCGAUGGCAUCGCCUCCGAUAUCAUCGCCGCCACCUCCGGGCUUGUCCACGUCGGAUGGGAACGCGGUCGAAGUCGGUCUACCUUUGCUGGUGUCUCUGCUGGCGGCGGCGGUGUAUCCUCUGGUUGCCUUUUGAGAGGGUAGUCAUUUGAGCUGCGAUAUUGCAUUAAUGGAUGUUUAUUUUAUGUUAUUGUUCUGCGGUGUUUGAGUGGUAUUGUCUUCAUUUUUGUACUGGUCUUGGUCGAUGAAGACAUGAGCACCAAUAAAUAUGUACCCUCAUUCUUUUUCAUUUUGAAAUAAAUAAGACAUUAUUAAUUCAUAGAGAA